AAGUUUAUAACACAACCGACCUCCAAAGCUAAUCCAAUAUCAACCUCAUCAUCCCCUACAAAAAAAGAAGAGAAACCAAGAAAAAAAAACCAAAAAUGGCAAAUUCAAGCGAGGAAUUCCGGCUAACCCUGCCCGGCGUGAGCCAGGAUGGGCGGCUGCCCCGCCAUUACCUGGCAGACGGGCAGGGGGCCAAGAAAAACAUCUCCCCUCCGGUGGAAUGGUACAAUGUGCCGGAGGGGACCAAGAGCCUGGCUCUUGUGGUGCGGGACAUUGACGCGCCCGAGCCCGAGGCCCCCCUCGUACCGUUUAAUAUAUGGGUGGUCGCGGACAUCCCGCCCACGAUGAAGGGGCUGCCGGAGGGGUUUUCAGGCAAGGAGGCGGAGGCCGGGGUUAAAGAAGGAACGAAUGAUCUCAAGAAACACGGCUGGGAGAUGCCUAAGAUGCCCAACCCCGGCCACCGGAUUGAGUUCAAGCUUCUUGCUUUGGAUCAAGAGUUGAAUCUUGGCAAUAAGGUGACGGUAGACAAGUUGUUGGAAGCAAGUGAAGGGCACGUUGUGGGCGAGGCAGUUUUCAUAGUUAGUGCUACCUAAGUUAGUAGUAUAGUGCGUGUAACCAUAUUUCCUUAGUAUUCGGCUACUAUAAUGUCUAUAUAUAUGUUUUGGGUUUAAUUUGGACUUCUCAAUAAAUUUUAGCCAAAUUUAAGCGUGA
This is a messenger RNA of Salvia hispanica, 708 nucleotides long. Its product is annotated as PEBP (phosphatidylethanolamine-binding protein) family protein. Lineage: Eukaryota; Viridiplantae; Streptophyta; Magnoliopsida; Lamiales; Lamiaceae. The record is from RefSeq and is a predicted model, not a curated record.